Molecule: messenger RNA, 387 nt
Organism: Entamoeba invadens IP1
Lineage: Eukaryota; Evosea; Mastigamoebida; Endamoebidae
Exons: 1
Coding region: 1-387 (128 amino acids)
Source: RefSeq, a predicted model, not a curated record
AUGUCGCAGAUUGAUUCUGUGAAACCAAAGUUCUGUCCGCAAUGUCAGCGGAUUAUGCUCCAACAGAAUUGCGGAGACGAUUUAUACUUUGUGUGUAGGAAUGGAGAGUGCAAUUACUACGAAAAAUGGAAGGACCCCAAAGAUUUUUGUGUGUACAUGAAAUCGUUUAGUGAGACGAAAACAACAACCGACUCGGCAGAUGUCAGUAAAGACCCGACAUAUCCUAAAGCGCGCGUGUUUUGUUCAAAAUGUGAUUGCGAGGUCGACGCUGUUUACUAUUUCUCUGCUCAUUGGAACUACAACUGUUCCCUUCAAAUCUUUUAUAAGUGCACCAUAUGCAGCUAUAGUUGGGCCGAAGGUGGAGCGCCACUGAAAAAGGAUAAGUGA